GCAGAUUCUGUUUGAACCGAAAGCGGAGUGUGACCUUCCCAUGCGGCGGAGACCGGCAGGAGACAGAGCGAGAGGACCCAUGUCAGCACUCCCGUCCACAACCCUCGUCACGGAGAUGAACAGCAACUUAGCUGGAGAUGAAAUCGGGAAGCUUUUUGUGGGUGGAUUGGAUUGGAGCACCACCCAGGGUGGAUACGGCUCAAUGGAAAGAGCAGUGCGAGCAUAAAGCAGAGACAUUACGAAACUACUUUUGUCAGUAUGGAGAGGUUGUGGAUUGUGUCAUCAUGAAAGAUAAAAGCACAAAUCAAUCCAGGGGCUUCGGCUUUGUGAAGUUUAAAGACCCCAACUGCGUACGGACUGUCCUGGACACCAAACCUCAUAGCUUGGAUGGUAGAAAUAUUGAUCCAAAACCAUGUACGCCUAGAGGUAUGCAGCCUGAAAAGACUCGGGCAAAAGAUGGCUGGAAAGGAAGCAAAAGUGACAGCAAUAAAUCUAAGAAGAUAUUUGUGGGUGGAAUUCCUCAUAAUUGCGGAGAAGCUGAACUCAGGGAAUAUUUCAACAGAUUUGGAGUGGUCACAGAGGUGGUAAUGAUCUAUGAUGCAGAGAAACAGAGGCCUCGAGGUUUUGGAUUUAUUACUUUCGAGGCCGAACAAUCAGUGGACCAGGCUGUCAACAUGCAUUUUCACGACAUCAUGGGCAAAAAAGUUGAAGUGAAGAAGGCGGAGCCUCGGGACAGCAAAGCUCCCGCCUCCGGUCAGCUGGGAGCUAAUCAGUGGGGGACCCGAGCCAUCAUAAGUGCAGCCAAUGGCUGGGCAGCACAACCGGCUCCGAGCUGGCAGCAGAGCUACGGGCCUCAGGGUGUUUGGGUGUCUACAGGUCAACCUCUUGCUGGGUAUGGACCUCCUUUGACUGCUGGCCGAGGGGCACCCACACAGCCUCCCUCUCCAUUUAAUGCAUUUAUAGUCGCAGCGCCACCUACAGGGGGAUUCGGGGCACCUCAGGGAUAUCCCCAACAGGGCUUUAGCACACAACCUCAGUUUGGAUAUAGCUUUAGCACACCUCAAGGUGACCAGUUUGUAGCACAAGGAGUGCCUCCCCCUCCCGCAACACCAGGGGCAGGACCUCUGGGUUUUGCCCCGGCAACAACUCCCUCUCAGGACUUGAGCAAAGCCACCCCAGCACAACCAGACUUCUCCUACAGCCAGUAUGGCUUGGGUAACUAUCCUCAGGACCCCUCUGCCUACGGACCAACACGUCCUUCUCACACUUAUGUACAGGAAGAGCAGGGAUAUAGCGCAGGUUAUGGGCAGGACCUGAGUGCUUUUGGUCAUAGCUUUGCAGAUCCCAGCCAGCAAACUGCCUCAUACGCUGCAGCCCCCUCCGCACCCUCGUCAGCAGCCCAGCCGGCAGUGGGCAGCUUCGGACGAGGACAGAACCACAAUGUACAGGGCUUCCACCCCUAUCGACGCUGAGCUGCUGUCCUACCCCCACUGCAAUACACAUCGUCAGGGAUACAGACGUUUUGAUCGCAUACUGAACUGGAUUUUGGGAUUGUGUCUUUCUGAAGAUUGCGAGCAAAUACAAGGUUUAUUGUGGGUAAAUUGUGAAACAGGGGCUCUACUCCGAUAAUAGGAGACCACUGUACUCUUCUAUAUUUUCUAGUAGGACUAACUACUGAAGUAUUUAGCAAUAGAUUUGGAUUGUCUGGUAAAACAUCAGCACAGAACAGACGUGCCAGACAUCAGUGACAGGGUCUCCCAAUUAUCAGCUUUAAUUCUGUUAGUGGGGAAAUGUUUUUAUUUUCAAUUUUGUGAAUUUUGUUUACUCUAUAAGCCUUUUACCAUUUAUUUAAGUUUGAAAUAGAUUACAAAUGUGUAUUAUACACCUAAACUGUGCAAUUUUUUAAAAGAAUUUUGUACUUCUAUAUGUGCGCUUUUCUUGUUUUGUUUUUUUUUUUGUUUUUUUAUUAUUAUUUUUAUUUAAGGACGUAGACUUUCCUCAGGUGGCUAUUAGUGCACUUUGCACUUAUGCAAAAAAGAAAAAAUAUAAAAAUGAGAGUUUAUUUGAAAUAAAUGAUUUAAAGAAAAUGAACAUUGUGCAAGUUCAUUGUGGUGUCUGUUGCCUUUGAAAUUCUCAGAAAUGAGACUGUGAAAGGCCUUUAAUUUAUCUGUUUGUUGAAAUUCAAAGACCAGGAAUUUUUUUUUGUUGUUGUUGUUGUUGUUAUGAAUGGAAAAAGGUGUAUAUUGUCCACAAUUUGAUAUAGUUUGUCAAUAUCCUAGUAUUUAAUUAUAUUACAGUAAGUAUAUUUAUUGGUAGUUGACAUAUGUACUUGAAUUUUAGGUAAAAAUGUAUGAAUGUUUGGGAUGGGACGUUAUAUAGAAUUUUGAUAUAUCGUGAUCCAAAAAAAUUAUUUACCAUAUCGAGGCAAACCUCAACAUUUUUCAAAAUUUUCAACAUUGUUUCCUGUCCAUGUUAUGACCCGUCAAAAUUAAAAUCUUUCUAUAGCUUGAUUUUACCCCUGCUGCGCUUUGCAUAAGGUCCUUGAAGUACUUAAAGCGUUUGAAUUUAGCUUUUAGAAAUGUAAGUACUGGAAUACGUGACAAUCACCUUGUUUUGUUGAAACAUGCUUGCGAUUAAAACAACAUUUCUUCCGUGUAAUGUGUGUCCAUAAAAGAUUAAAUCCACGCACUCCAUUUUCUCUGAAUAA
Molecule: messenger RNA, 2707 nt
Organism: Myxocyprinus asiaticus (Chinese sucker)
Lineage: Eukaryota; Metazoa; Chordata; Actinopteri; Cypriniformes; Catostomidae
Gene: dazap1
Product: DAZ associated protein 1
Exons: 14
Coding region: 138-1472 (444 amino acids)
Cellular component (GO): cytoplasm
Molecular function (GO): RNA binding
Source: RefSeq, a predicted model, not a curated record